Xenopus tropicalis (tropical clawed frog) is the source of this 928-nucleotide messenger RNA. It is a transcript of the gene dhfr, whose product is annotated as dihydrofolate reductase. The coding region runs from base 282 to 851 and encodes 189 amino acids. The record is from RefSeq and is a predicted model, not a curated record. The transcript is spliced from 6 exons. Gene Ontology annotation, biological process: tetrahydrofolate biosynthetic process; tetrahydrofolate metabolic process. Lineage: Eukaryota; Metazoa; Chordata; Amphibia; Anura; Pipidae. Gene Ontology annotation, molecular function: oxidoreductase activity; dihydrofolate reductase activity; NADP binding.
AAGCAGGAACCCGGCGGAGGGGACUGUAGCAGUCGCGCUAAAACGGUGAAACAGGGAAGGGGCGGGGCGGGAGGUGCAAAGUGCGGUACCUUUGGACUGAACCAUCUCUUCAGCAGGCCGUGUUGUCCCACUUGAUAUCAGCUCCAUGUAUCGAGUGUAUAGGGACGAAUAAAAAAGGCUUCCUUUAGAUUCUCAUAAUCUCGUUGGUUUCCCAGUGCCCUGCCCUCCUGCUGCGCCUCCGCCUGGGAACGGCCCUGACAUCGUGCUGUGAGGUGGCUGCAAUGAGGAAUCCCUUCCUUCACGCCGUAGUCGCUGUGUGCCCUCCCAACCAGGGCAUUGGCAAAGAGGGAUCCCUGCCAUGGCCUCUCCUCAGGAAUGAAUUCAAACAUUUCCAGCGGCUCACCAUGACACCCACUGUUGAAGAUAAGAAGAAUGUAGUAAUAAUGGGCAGAAAAACAUGGUUUUCUAUCCCAGAGAAGAACAGACCUUUGAAGGAAAGAAUUAAUAUUGUAUUAAGCAAAGAGCUUAAGGAACCACCCACUGGGGCUCACUAUCUUUCAAAAAGUUUGGCUGAAGCUAUAGAUCUGUUGGAAGAUCCUGAAUUAAAAGACAAAGUAGACCUUGUUUGGGUUAUUGGUGGCAGUUCGCUCUACCAGGAGUUAAUGGAAAAGCCAGUUAAUCAAAGGUGGUUUGUAACCAGAAUAUUGCAGGAGUUUGAGUGUGAUACGUAUUUACCCGAAAUUGAUUUGAAUUCGUUCAGACUGCUUCCUGAAUACCCCGGAAUAUCCCCAGAACUUCAAGAAGAAAAUGGUGUUCAGUAUAAGUUUGAAGUCUAUGAAAAAAUUGUAUGAAAACCAGACAGAUCCCUAGUUUUUCUACUAAAGUAUUCUUACUAAUAAAUGAUCUAAAAUAAAAUAUUUUCUAUAUA